Messenger RNA from Pseudozyma hubeiensis SY62, 1851 nucleotides. Its product is annotated as tyrosyl-DNA phosphodiesterase. The record is from RefSeq and is a predicted model, not a curated record. Gene Ontology annotation, biological process: double-strand break repair; single strand break repair. Gene Ontology annotation, molecular function: double-stranded DNA binding; 3'-tyrosyl-DNA phosphodiesterase activity; single-stranded DNA binding. Bases 1 to 1851 code for a protein of 616 amino acids. The transcript has 2 exons. NCBI's taxonomy places the organism in Eukaryota, Fungi, Basidiomycota, Ustilaginomycetes, Ustilaginales, Ustilaginaceae. Gene Ontology annotation, cellular component: nucleus.
AUGGCGGGCAAGGAUCCCAUCAUCAUCUCUGACUCUGACUCCGACACUCUCAGCGAGUCGGAAAGGCCACCUCAGCCUCGAGUGGUGCAAGCAAAGCCCCUCGAGCUCAACAACCAGUCUCAAGCCAGCCAGAGUCAGCAUGAGCAUCCAUCAACGCCGCUGCUCGCCAGCCAGGCGUCGACGCAAACAGAAAGCUCGAGUAGAGCUGGAAAUAUUACUGGCACUUCCUCAGCCAGCUUGCUCUCGCUACUUCCCGAUCGACGGCAGUUGGAGCUGGAACGCAAAGAGAGAGCGAGGAAGAGGAGAAGAGAGCAAAACUUACCCAGCUCUUCGAGCGACGAGGAUGCCAAGGUUGAGACAAAACGUAGCAAAAAUGGUAUUGCUUCCAUCCCUAGUAGCUCAGACCAAUCAGUUCCAUCCACGUCGAUAUAUGUCAACGAGCCAUCAUCCUCCAAAGCAAGGCAAAUCUCAUCAACGCCUACCACGUCCUCCUCGCAUUCGCGCGCAACCGAUCCCAUCACACCUUCCAGCAGAUUCUGGACCGGUACCGUCAAGCAUAGCUUCAAUCGAUACGCCGCUCACAACGUCUCUGGUGUGACCAUUUCCCAGAUGCUGCUCCCCGCGACCGCUUCCAGCCGUAACUCGCUUCAGCUAGCCGUGCUUGCGACCUACGACCUGCGCAUGGAUUGGCUCUACUCACACUUUCCCCGAGGUCUACCCGGCGGUGUCACGCUUGUCCUUCCACCGCCAAAGGAAGACUAUCGCUACGACAGGGAUGUCGCUCGACCCGGCUUGCAUAAGAGCGAGAUCUUUGGAGGUGAAUUCGCCAGGUGUCCUGGAUGGCAGAUUUGCGUGCCUAACAAGCCAAAAGGUGGAUGGCUGACGCAGCACAUGAAGUUUCUGGUCUUGGUGCAUGACACGUUUUGUAGGGUGGCGAUUCUGUCGGGAAAUCUGAACGGUAUUGAUUGGGAGAGGAUCGAGAACACGGCGUUUAUCCAGGACUUCCCUCUGCUAUCGGCAGGUACCAACACGGCCGGGUCCAGUAGCAGUAACAGUAGCGGUGGGAAGAACGACUUCAAAUCGCAGCUCAUCCGAGUUCUCCGUUCGCUCAGCAUGCCUCCUUCUCACGCGGUGUACGCAGCGCUGGACAAGUACGACUUCUCGUCGGCCACAAGAGCACGCAUCGUAGCCAGCUGGCCAGAGGCUUCCAGCCUCACCGACUGGGAUCGCAUCGAGACGCAAGGUCUCGGUAGACUCGGCAAGGUGGUCCGAGAUCUGGGGAUCAAGCAGAGAGUCGAGGUGGAAUGUCAGGGAUCCAGUUUGACGAAUCACGAUGUCAAGUGGAUCGAGCACUUUCACGUGCUGGCAAGUGGUAUCGAGCCGAGAGGCAAAUUGCCGUUCAAGGGGAAGAGCAACGAUGAGCAUCCCGAGUAUGCGAGGCUGCUGACGGAUGGGCGACUUCACCGUGAGUAUCCAGAGACGAACAAUGUCCCUCAGGAAGAGUCCACGAUGACUGAUGUUCGAUAUUGGGUGCGAAACAGCAUCAAGGCGCUCUACCACAGCCCACAAAGCAGGAGGGGCGAUAUAAUGAUUCACGCCAAGUCGAUACUCGCCCUCACAGCCGCGGGAAAAUGCGUCGUCGACAAAGCUUUCCUCGAUGCCAGCGAUGAGUACAUCUCCGGCAACAAAGGGGCACCGCCGCCGAAAGGAACAUGGUCAGGUCCCAAAGACGCCGAAGAGCCCGUAGGAUGGACCUACCUCGGCAGCUCCAACUUCACCCGUGCCGCUCACGGCAACAUCACCGGUACAACGGCCAAGCCCACCAUGAGCAGCAUGAACUGGGAACUGUGA